UCUACUGACCAGUAGGGCUUUACAUUUCAACACAAUUCUCAUGCAUUGAUCAUUUACUGCGUUCUUCACUGCAAAACAUUUCAAAGAGGACCCUUUUACAAAAUCUGCAGGAGAUGGACUGACCACAGAUGGGAUUUAUGUCAUGUGGCGAUGCAUUUCCAUGAUAAUUCUAAUAAGAGUACAUGUGGAUGCCGUGCUUCAGAUAAUACUACGUACUGUCACUAAUGGAUAUAGGUGCUCAUCGGUUUGGCAGUUGAGCAGCAGCGACAUCAUUUUCUACUAACCUGGUGUGUGCUUGGAAGACAUUCAGUACUUUUAAGAAGAGAUAAAUGGUAUCCUUAGCGCCGUGUGGGGACAUGGAACCAGAAGUUGAAGAAGCAGAGGAGACAACGUUGAAGUCUGAGAUGUUUGUAAAGACAGUUUGUGAUGAACAGGAGGUGAAAGGUGAAGAACCUAUUUGGGAGCCAUGGCAGGUGUUUGAAGAACCAAUCAAGGAGCUGCAGAGAAAGAAUAUCACAGAAAUAGAGGAUGGGGAGAAAGCAGCAGAAGACAACAAGAAUGAAGAAGGAAGUGAGAUGAAAAAUGAAAUGGAUAAUGAAGUGGCAGAAGAGAUGAAGUAUGCUGAAAACUUAAGCAACAUACCAACAGAUGCUAAUGACUCAAGCGGUGACCCAACCAAUGAGCCUAUCUGCUCAAAUUCUCACACCAGCCCACCUGAGACCAGUGAAUCAGACAUAGAACACAUCAGAAAACUGAUAAAGACUCCCAGCUUUGGGAAAACAGUUCGUUUUAUGGAAAUUGAAGUAGUGGAAGAAAGGGAUGGCUCAGUGGACUCUCUUUUUCCAGACUUUGAGACAGUAGAAUGGACCACCACCAGCUUUGAGGAGCUGUUUCUGGCAGAUGACUGGAAGGACAUUACAGAUAACCGUCUGCUAAGGAAGAAGGUGUUACAGGCCAGCCCAGAGAAUGUCCUGUCCCCGGCUUGGGGUCAAGAGGUCACACUGAAAAUGCAGGGUGUGCUGGAGGAUAGGACUGUGGUGGAGAAAGACUGCAAGCUGGUCUUCAUUAUCGGAGAGGGAGAUGUCAACCAGGCCCUGGAAGAGUGCGCCAUUUCAAUGACGCAAGGGGAGAUCGCUUUACUUCUUGCAGAUUCACAAUACACCUAUGGACACCUGGGAAGGGAGCCUGAUAUACCAGCCUGGGCUCCUCUCCUGUAUCAGCUGCAACUCCUUGACUUCAGAGAAAAGCCGGACCCCCUUUCACUGCCCAUCCCUGAACGGAUCCGCAUCGGCAACCAGAAACGAGAGCGAGGCAACUUCUACUUCCAAAGGGAAGAGUACAGCAUGGCAGCCCAGGCUUACCUCAUGGCUUUAGACAUGCUUACGACACGCACAUAUGACAGUCAAAGCUGUGCGGCAGAGGAGGAAGAAGAGGAGGUGAACGACUACCGGGUAAAGUGUCUGAAUAACUUGGCAGCAGCGCAGCUGAAGCUUGGACAGUUUGACGCGGCGCUGCACACCAGUCGAGAUGUGCUGUUUCUGGAUCCCCAGAAUGUCAAAGCAUUAUUCAGGAAAGGGAAGCUUUUAUCAGACAGGGGUGAGUAUGAGGAGGCCAUGGAGACCCUGAAAAAGGCUUUGAAACUGGAGCCGUCCACUAAGGCUAUUCAUGCUGAACUGUCCAAGUUGGUAAAAAGACAGGCGGGGGAAAGUGAGACGCAGAGCUGGCAAGCUAAACCAGCUCAAAUGUUCGGCGAAAACAUAGCGCCCUCUCUGACACCUCCUCCCAAAAAGAAGCCGUUUGGAAUUUCUUGGAAGUUUCUGCUUGGAGCUCUGGUGGUGGCCUUGGGCAGUUUAGUCACAUCUGUGGUCCUGACCGCACGGAACUAGCUCUCUCGACCUACUUGCAAAUUAACUUCAAGUCGCACAAACAUUCCACAGAGCUGCUCAGGGACGGAGGAAAAAUGCAUUGAACUGUAGAGCAGCUGUAUGGGCGGCUCUACCGGUGGCACACCGACUUAUGCAAAACAGAAUGUAGGCACAGACACAAGGGCAAGGCAAAUGCAUUUAAAAUACUUGCAAUAAAAACACGAGUAUCAUUAUGUUUGGCGUUUUGUUUUGCUUCCUUCUACAUUCAGGGGAACAUCUUCCAUUAAAUCACUAUGUUAGAAAUGUCAGGCAUGAUAAAUACAAAACGUGUGCAGAAAUGAAAAAGCAACAAGAAAUCAAUAUUAGGCUACAUUUGCAACCGAAAUGCUGCAGAAAACUACAUUCAAAUUGUAGAUGAGCAAUACGGCUAUACAACAAAUUAAUGAACUGUUCCUUAGCUAUAUUUCAUCUGUUUGUUGACAAAAGGACUAACAGAAUAAUAAUAAAAAAUAAUAAUAAAUAUAUAAAGCAGCAUACAAUAUAAUAUAAUACUAUUAGAACUGUUUCAUGAUACAUUUCAAUAUAUUAUAAUAAAUAAAAUAUACAUAAUUACCACAAUUAACAUAAACAUUUUCUCUGAAGUUUUUUUAUUGGGUUCUUAAUUAAAGAAAUAAAGACAUUGUGGUUAGAUAAACAUGCAGCUUUGUCAUAAUUACAGCUGAAAUACCAGUGGAAAUAUAUUACCUCAAAUGGGGAGUUGUUUGAAUAUUGUGUUGGACUAUGGGUAAAAAAUGCUGAAAACCAAUAGAUUAGCUAUAUGA
This is a messenger RNA of Carassius auratus (goldfish), 2686 nucleotides long. It is a transcript of the gene fkbp16, whose product is annotated as FKBP prolyl isomerase 16. Gene Ontology annotation, molecular function: protein binding; protein folding chaperone; peptidyl-prolyl cis-trans isomerase activity. Gene Ontology annotation, cellular component: endomembrane system; membrane; mitochondrial envelope. Bases 330 to 1886 code for a protein of 518 amino acids. The record is from RefSeq and is a predicted model, not a curated record. Gene Ontology annotation, biological process: negative regulation of apoptotic process; protein folding. The transcript has 8 exons. Lineage: Eukaryota; Metazoa; Chordata; Actinopteri; Cypriniformes; Cyprinidae.